AAUUUUGAUCUAUCAAUACAGUCCAAACCUAUGAAUAAAUAAACAAAAAAAAAGUCUACAAUUUACAUACAAAAUUUAUGUUUUCUAUGUACCGACAUCUAGAAUCUAAUGCUUUGGUAGUCGAGCUUAAUAAUAAUACUAUAAAACUUCGCUUUCCAUCAAAUAAAACGGGACCCCGUAAUCACCCCAUAUAAGAUCGCCCUUUUGUUCAUUCAAUAAUUGCACAACAAAAGCGACGGAACUAAAACGAACUAUCUUACAGAUUUCAUUCACAAAAUUCUCUAACUUAUGUUGGAGUACUAUAGAGUCAUAGUUGUAUAUCAAACUUUCUUGUUUUCCUGGAAAAAUAUUAUUCUAUAGACAGACUAUGAGCAGGGAAAAAUGGACUGUAAUGUAAUGAACUACGGAUGGUAUUAGUAUGUAUGUUUUUUUGUUGGAAUUCAUAGCGCGUGCCGCUUCGCAGGGGUGCGCGAGAGUCGUUUGUCGUUUCCCGGCUUUUUUUAAAUUUUGAAAUUCGAAUUCCCCUUCAGUCGACGGUUGAAUUCGGAAACGGUAGGAUGUGUAUAUUGUGAUUCUAUAUUGAAAAAAAUUAAAUGUACAUUUCGUAAUAAACAAUGUGAAUAAUUUGUUUGUGCUUAAACAGUCAAGUGUAUUUAAGAGAAAAAUAAAACAGUUACGAAAUUAGUGCGCCAUUAGGGUCGAUGACCUCAUUUUAAAAAAGUAUUUUAAGUUAUUUGUUUUCUUGUUAACAUGACGAUGUGCAAACAGUUCUUCAGAAAGGCUUUUUGUUGCUACUAAGAGACGUUCACCGUUCCAGCCUAAGAAGCACCCUUCGAGGAAAGCGAAGCGGAAUCACGCUUCAGGAAACACGAAGGCGGGAAAGAUCAGACAAAAAUGGACUCGCCUAAAAUCGUAUACAAAUAUUAUUCGAACCCAGCAUUCUGUUCACAGAGCGAAGUGGUCUUUCAGAAGGCAUGCGUUACCAAAAUAGUGGCACCCGACAGACCACGAAUGCCUCCUCUGGGAGGUAAUUCGCCGAGGAAGAUCGAGGUCUGCAACCGUAUAGUCAGAACGGAUAUUUCAGACAACCCAAUAAGGAUGUCUCCGGCAGGUCGUAACAGAGACGAGCCCCCGGAAUUACCGCCGAAACCGCUCAAAUACCAGCCCAGGUUCCAGAGACAGGCGUCCCUGGUCCACAAGCCGACGAGACGCGUCCGAUGCAGAACUCGAAGCGAAGACCUAGAAAUGGCGCAGUUCAAACAGGAAAGGAAUUCAAAGCUUAAUAUCACCAUCCACAAUGACGGCGUCGACACGCUUAAGGAUCGUUACGAAAUUAUACGCGAUAUGGAUGAUUUUGAUUAUUCGCCGACAAAGAAACGUAUAGUUGAAGCAGAUCCCAGUGAAAUCGAGGAAUACAACGUGGACGGACCCGACGAGAACGAAUUGAAGGAGAUACCUACGGAAAUAGUGAAAACGGUCAAUGGCAGAACGCAUAGAUACGCGAUCGUGCCCACAGAUGACGUCGAGCCGGUCAGAAAGAACGCGGUGACAUUCAGUUCUCCUGUCAUGUCGCAGCAGAACCUGAUAGCCACGCAGAAACUUCACGAAUUAUUGUCGACUCCGCGGAAAUUGAGAAGCUAUCCCUCACAGCCGUCUGUGAGGAUAACACCUAAUAAAAACCAAGCGAGCCCCAUUAAGUACGGCACGCCUCAAAGAAUGGUAUCCAGCACUCCGACCGACGGAGUGGCUCGAUCCAGAUCGUGCGCUAAUCUCACUCUCUCACGGAACACAUCGCCUAUUUCACCUAAAGCCCAACAGAAGUUGAGUUAUGGAAUUGGAGACGAUGCGGACAGGCCGGACGUGUUUGUGACUAGCGUCCGAGAGAAGAGCAGGGACAGUUUUGAGAGAGAUUUAAGCAGAGAGAGCAGAAGGGAGAGGAGAAGAGACAAGAAUACGGCUGUUAUCGUACCAAGAGUGGCACCACCGCCGUCGACAAUAUCAGAAGACACGUACAAGUCCAUAUCAAGCUUGAAGACGACUCCGGGCACCGCAUCAUUGACGAUAGCAACGCUGAUAUUGACCCUCUGUGGAGGACUCAGCACCGGCCUAAGUUUCUAUAUGAUGUAUGCUAUCGGUCGCAAAUAUUACCUAGACUUUAGCGUGCUAUCAGGUUUCACCUGUUUCAUCCUAGGACUUUUAGGUUUCAGAUCGAAAAGACACAGGCUGUUACCUAACAGAAAUUACGUAUCAGGGUACAUAGUGCUAUCGUCUUUCUCGCUGCUCAGCGCUUUCGGGCUACUUGUUCUGCUGUCGGUACAGCCGAAGUCCGGGACGCCACUGAGCGAUAUAACAUCGGGCGCGGUCUGCGCUGUGUCCGUACUCGCGCUGGGUGUGGCCUGUCUGGGCGCCGUCGUGUCUUACUGCUGCGCGAGCGACCCGCCAGACAACAGAGUCGCCAGUGUACGUUAUUGAGGUUAAAUUGCAGCUUUUUAUCCUAUGCUUGAGAGGCUAUUUCAGCUUCGCCCUAACAUGUGAGCUCACGGGGCUCAAAACGGAGUGUUGCUAACACUGGUCUUAACAAGAGCAGUGCUUCGCAGAAUCUACCAGCGGAUCGGAAACGCGACCCACUGAGAAGAUCCGGUGAGAAACUCAGUGGGCUGAUGGCAGCAAAAUCGAAAUGUAAAAUGAAAGUCGAUUUAGUGUUGAAUUUUUGUGCGUGCUUACACAACGUUACGUGCUACAGCAAGGACAACGCGAUUACAAACAUUCUAGCAAUUUCGUUGCUUUUAUUUAGAUUAAAUGACAGUUUUGAAUUUGCGCAAACGUCACUGUCAUUUUUGAGGCAAAGGCUUCUAGUAAGUAUAAUGCCAACAAAAGCACGUUCCUACAAUGUUGCAUAUUGCGCUACCUUAUUUGGCUCCUAUCCCGCGGACACUUUUGAAUACAUUGAAGAGAUGGUACUCCUUACUUCAACCCUCAAUAAGCAUAAGGCUGUAGAACGCCAAAAAUUCGACAUUAAAACAUUUCUGUACAAUUAUUUAUAUUUAUUAUAAAUGAAUUACGGCCUUUUUUGUAAUAAAUAAAAAUUAAUUAUCUACAUAAGUAACACUUUUAUUUGUAAUUAAAUUUUUUUUUUUUUUCUAAUUAGCCAAAGAAAAGGUAUUGCGUAAGUAUGAUAGAUGAAUCUAAGAGAAUAUCUUUGAAAUAAGUCAUUUAAAAUUGGUUCACGAUUAACUUAAAAAAAAACGUAUAAAAGUUUGUAUAAUUAUAUUGUAAAAUUCAUAGUUAAUAGGUAUUAUAUAAUUGAUUAAAUACACCAAAAAGUAUAUAAGUAUAUUUACUAUUUCAAUUUAAAACUUAAUUAACACAUAUACAUUUGAAGUCGUCGUGGCCUAAGGGAUAAGACGUCCGUCCGGUGCAUUCGUAUGUAGCGAUGUGCCGGUGUUCGAAUCCCGCAGGCGGGUACCAAUUUUUCUAAUGAAAUACGUACUCAACAAAUGUUCACGAUUGACUUCCACGGUGAAGGAAUAACAUCGUGUAAUAAAAACCAAACCCGCAAAAUUAUAAUUUGCGUAAUCACUGGUGGUAGGACCUGUUGUGAGUCCGCACGGGUAGGUACCACCACCCCGCCUAUUUCCGCCGUGAAGCAGUAAUGCGUUUCGACUCGAAGGGUGGGGUAGCCGUUGUAACUAUACUGAGACCUUAGAACUUAUAUCUCGAGGUGGGUGGCGCAUUUACGUUGUAGAUGUCUAUGGGUUCCGGUAACCACUUAACACCAGGUGGGCUGUUAGCUCGUCAAUCCAUCUAAGCAAUAAAAAUAAAAAAAAACAUUUUCUAACGUUAAUUAAUAUUGGAGCAUAUACUGGUGGUAGGACCUCUUGUGAGUCCGAAAAGUUUAUUUUAUUUUUUCGCUCCGCGCGGGUAGGCACCACCACCCUGCCAAUUUCUGCCGUGAAGCAGUAAUGCGUUUCAGUUUGAAGGGCGGGGCAGCCGUUGUAACUAUACUUGAGACGUUAGAACUUAUCUCAAGGUGGGUGGCGCAUUUACGUUGUCGAUGUCUAUGGGCUCCGGUAACCACUUAACACCAGGUGGGCUGUGAGCUCGUCCACCUAUCUAAGCAAUAAAAAAAAGCAAAUUUUAUGUAUUCUCUUGUAACAUAGUUUUUUUUUUUUAUUAAUUUAUGAGUUCCUCAAGUCGAAGAGAGACGAAUGUGUUUUAUUAAAAGCCUACUAAUUAAUUAUUUUCUAAUAUAUAUACGUAAAUUAGAGUUUUAAAUACUUCAACUCUCUCACUAAUCUUGUUUAAGUAAUAGUAGGUACCUAUGAGAAUAAUAAGGAUAUGGACAUAAUUAGACAAUAAGUAAUGCAAAUAAUUUAAUACAAAUGUUAAUAAUUGUGAAAAUAAAAAUUGUUCGCUUA
Molecule: messenger RNA, 4418 nt
Organism: Bombyx mori (domestic silkworm)
Lineage: Eukaryota; Metazoa; Arthropoda; Insecta; Lepidoptera; Bombycidae
Gene: spdo
Exons: 4
Coding region: 895-2472 (525 amino acids)
Source: RefSeq, a predicted model, not a curated record